Messenger RNA from Camelina sativa (false flax), 5054 nucleotides. The record is from RefSeq and is a predicted model, not a curated record. NCBI's taxonomy places the organism in Eukaryota, Viridiplantae, Streptophyta, Magnoliopsida, Brassicales, Brassicaceae.
UUUUAAUAGGUUUUUCUUUUUUCUUUGUAUGAAGAGAAGAAGAAGAAGAAGAAGAAGGAGAGAUAAGAGUGGAGUGGAGACGAUUCACAUGUCGCCAUGAUGAUGUUGGAGCUUCUCUCCGGCGAUAGAUUGAUGGGAGGGGAUCAUCAUCUCAUCGGAGAUUUGGGUGGGGUGGAUUCGUUUUUUUUAUAUAAUUCCGGCAAGUAACGGUGGUGGUGGUGGGAGUGUCGUUGAGUAUCAGAUUUGAAAUUCCUAGUUUCAGACAACUGGCGAGAGCCCAAAGCGGUAGAGGUUUGGGACCAAUUUACUGAUUCCAUGUUCUGAUAGCAUCUUCGUUUGAGAAUAAUUGUUGUCUCAUAAAUCUAUUGCAGCUUUAAUUUAUUCAUGAAAUUGACUCUUUGUGAAAGAUAGAUAAAGGCAUGAUGGAAAAACUAAAAGACAGUGAUGAAGUUUCUGAAUCCAACAGAAGUGUUACUAGUUGUUGAUGCCAUGACUACCUGGACAAAAAGCUGCUGCUGUAGUUGUUGUAUUCUAUAUUUUUCAAGAACAUACUCUAAACAUCCUGAAAAUGAAUAAGUUUCAGAACUAAGGUGAGCUUUUUAUGUACUUCCUACAGCUCUGGUGACAACAUUCAUUGUAGAGGUAUGAAUCACAGAAGCCAUUCUGACAAAGCUAGAUAAGAGGUGCUGCUGCUUUGACUGUCAAGGAGGUGUAUCUGGAAAUCUGAUUAAACUGGUAGCGGAUGGAGGAUCUUGCAACCGGAUAGAAUGGCUUGACGAAUUCUAGGAAUGUGAGAUGUGCGUUCAUUUGUAGAAAAGGCAACAAAAGUUAUGCGUCAAGAAGAAGAUAAUGAGUGCAAACUUCUGACAUUAACAAUUUCCCAAAGCAGACACGUGCUGGUUGUUGAUGCCAUGUGUCAUAUUAUUUGGACCAUCGUUGCUUGUUUUUUGUUAACAAUAGAUUGAAAAUCUCGGAAUGGGUCUAACUUCCUUUUAUCUUUGUGUUUUAGGAUUAUCAUGUUCUUUGGUUUGGCAAGAUCUCUCGUCCAAAGCCUGGGGGAUCAGAUCACAGUUGGUGGUCCUGCAACUUUUGCUUUUUUCAGGCUGGUCGCCAAGCUUUCUUGAAGUGCUCAAGGAACCCUCGGUGGCCUAACUCUUAUCAUCUAACCAAAAGCAAGAUACUACACUGUGCUUUUGGCUGUUUCUAGGAGUUUCGUCAUCUGCUCCCAGCUGAUAUGGGUCCGGGCCCUUGUACUGUCACUAGAGCGGCCAAAGAGUGUAAACAUGUCCUCCAAAAGGUGACACUUAGCAGCUUAGUGGGGAUAUUAAGCUCCUCUCUAAACCACCAAAGAGGAAUGCCAUGUUCUUUGGUUUGGCAAGAUCUCUCGUCCAAAGCCUGGGGGAUCAGAUCACAGUUGGUGGUUAUGCAACUUUUGCUUUUUAAGGCGCGUAACGUUUUAUGUUUUACUUGGUCAUAUGCUUUUAGGUCCCCAAACUUUCUGAAGUGGUCAAGGACCCCUCUGUGGCCUAACGUUGAUGCUGAAAGAGGAGUGCUGCUGAACUCUUAUUGUCUAAAAGAAAGCAAGGUACAAAACUGCAUCGUUAUCACUUAGGUAAGUUUGACUAACCCUUGGCCUUGUUUUGCUGAAUCUUGGUUAUAGUUAAUAGAGUGACUUUUCUUCCAAAUAUAGUUACUACACCGUGCUUUUUGGCUGUCUCUAGGAAUCUCGCCAUCUGCUCCUAAACAUACACAUACAUGCUUUCUCGCUAUUGACAAUUCUCGUUUGAAUAAACACACACUCUUCUUUGUGAUGCGUUUUUUUUUUAUAAUCCCGAUUAUAUAUGCUUGUGAUGGUAGCUUUUCUAUUUAUGAAUUACUUCCGUUCAUUAUAGGGUAUGUUGAGGAUGUGAAGGAGCCAUACUCUCUUUUUGAUUUUUUGGCAUCGGAUAUUUGAGUUUUGAUUGCAGUUUCUUUAAAAUACAUGUGGUGUUUCAUGCCUUCUUGUUUUGGUUAACAAUAUAUUGUCGUGUGUUGGAAAGUUGUGUUGCUACUCAUAAUCUCUUCAGUUUGUUAUUUGAUGUCAUCGUUUACAUGAUUAUGUUAGUGAUUCUUGCUGGUAGCGUGACCUCAUGGGGGCAGGCUCAUAGAAGGUGAAGAGCAUCUUGGUUUUGAUGAUAAUGGUCUUUACUUCUGUCUUCUGAGGUUUCUUUCUUCUUGGGCUGUGGCUGGUUAUAAUGGUUCUGUAGACAUUUGAUAAUGAAGUCCACACUUGAUUAUGUUUGGGUGAUGCAUUAUGUUUGUUGAGUUUCAGGGGAGGCUAAAUUUUAUGGAUAGACUUCUAACGAAAGUACUCAGGUAGUCAGUGAAGAUUGAAAACAUCACGUCCUUACAUCGGGUGAAAAGGUUAGGUUGAUUAAAGAUGUUGUUCGAUUGGUACCUUUAAAUCAUAGUUCCUUUCUUCCUUGGACUUAUUGGCUUGCAGGUCAAAGUUUUCUGUCUAACACGUUAAAGUACCCUCCAUUCUGGUUACUUGGCGUUGCAGUUUGUGAAGGUUGAUUGUGAUGUGUUGCUGGAUUGUUCCUCUUCCUUGGUCUUGUGUCUUGCAGGUUAAAGCUAGCGUUCAGACGCUUGUUUCAUUACUGAUGUGCCUUUCCUAUUUACCACAGAAGUGCCUAGAUCAUUUAUGGGACCUUUGGUGUGGGUUGCUUUGACUUGCCUCUACAAUUGCGCAAAUGAUUUUUUCUCAUUUUCUCGUUGUUCGGAACACAGUUGAGCCUCUUUUUUUAAGUUGUCAUGUCGUGACCAUGAAAGCCUACGCUGGUGUUGCGGUUUCUAAAGUUCUCAUGGAAGCAUAUGUGACUGGACUGGUUUAGAGACUGAAAAGGAUUGGAGUUUGUAAAUAGUGAUUUUGUUCAGUUAUGUGCUUUUGUCUGGUCGUUCAUUUUUCCUUGAUUUGGUCUGGAGAGGAAGAGUCUUAUGUAGCUGGUACACAGGAAGUUAAAUCGGAGAUUAGGCUGGUUUUGGCGUCACCUUUGGUUGUUUUCUUGUUAGCAUGGAGUAGUAAGAACUUUGGAUUUUUUUUUUUUUAUAUUGGAAUGUGUUGGGUUUUGACCCCAUGACUCAUCGGCCAAGAACUGAUGAUACCUUCCCAAGCUUAUCUCAACUCAUGUCUCUGUCUAACCUAAGAGGACUUGUUGAUCUGCAGCAACAGGUUCCUAUUGAAGAACAAGCUGAGAUGGCUCCUCCAGCUGUUCCAAUACCUUUUCAACCUCUCAUCCUCGGCUCCUCCCAAAAGUAGUAGCAGCAGCAUUAACCCUAAGGACUUAAACAUUCUCAAUCUCCUCAUCAAAGAAAACUCCAGUAGCAGUAGUCUCGACCUCGGUUUCCUCACUUCUCAUCUUCAAUACUCCAACAACCUCCCACCCCUCGAAAACCUAGACGAUAAUCACUUCAGUCAAAACAGUUCUCCAGUAUGUAUCCAUGAACCACAAAGCUUGAAUCAAAUUAUGUUGCCUUCUCAUGAUCCUUGUGGUCAACUCUCGAUUUAGUCAUUGUUGUUGCGGUAUACUGUAUUCAUUAAUGGUUUUUGUUAGGGUCAAGAACAAGAAAGGAGCUAAUUCAGUGUAUAUAGAACGCAGCUCAAAAACACAACAGAGUAAACAAACCAUUAAUUCUUGAGUUACAUUCUAUAAUUAGACAUAAUCUUUUGCCGCUCAUUAUAUACUAAAGAAAGACUUAACAUCUACUGUCGUAAACGAACAAAAUAUUAUAAACCGGAUUUAACCGAUAAAAAAAUUGAAUCGGAGAAAAAAAGAAACCGGUUUUUGUUUUGUUUUUGGCUAUAUAUAUAUAACCGAAACCAAAAUUGAAUAAAAAAAACUCUCAAUUGCUGUGAAAGUUUUCUUGAAUUCUCUCCAUUAAUCUUCUCCUUCAAACUAAACCCGAUGUCAAACCUCGCCGCUUCUAACGCCGACGAACGACCGCGAAAAACCAACCAACCACCGUCGUCUUCAUUGUCUUCGCCGUCAUUGUUUUCACUGCCACUAGACAUGGUUUUGAACGUCUUAGCCCGCGUACCAAAACGGUUUUACCCAAUCCUCUGUUGCGUCUCCAAUAAGAUGAGGAGUCUUGUUCGCUCCGCUGAGAUUCACGAGACUCGAUCUUUACUCGGAAAAGAUUCUCUUUAUAUCUUCUUCUUGGACGAAAUCUCAAGUCCCUUAUACGUCUACUGGUACACUCUCCGCAGGACUGAGAACAGAACGACUGAGAAUCUCUUCUACCCGAUAGAAUUCUCCACUCCUCGCGAUCCUUGUACUACACGCAUGCUAGCCAUUGAUACAGAGAUCUUCUUCAUGACCCCAUGUACUACUCGUUCAUUAAAGUUACGGAUUCUUGACACCAGGUCUAGAGUGUUGCGUCAAGGACCUAGUUUGCUAGUGGAUCGAUUAUCAACUAGCGUAGGACUAGUCGGCGGUAAGGUCUAUGUGAUCGGAGGAUGUAGCGAGCGCGAACUACUAGUGGAAAGAUUUGACCUAAAGACGCAAACGUUUGAAGAAGCUCCGACUCCUGAUGAAAGAGAUUAUCGCAUAUGGAUAUAUGGGGUAAAUGUUACACUAGACAGAAAGGUUUAUGCUCUAUGUCCUCGUGAAGGUAUGGCCUCGUACGAUACUAGAGAUGGUUCUUGUCAGAGAUCUGAGAUGCCUAAAGAUAAAUGGCGGCGUUCAGGAACGUGCGUGAUUGGCAAUGUGCUCUACCUUUACUUCUCUAGAUUCGGGUUAAUGUGGUAUGACACUCAACUGAUGAUAUGGAGGGUGGUUUAUGGUUUUGAUCUUGACAAAGCUCAAUGCGUUGGAAUAGCUGAAUACUAUGGGAAGUUGGCAAUUCUAUGGGAGAAACCAAGUCCUGUUAGUCGUGAAAGCAAAGAGAUUUGGUGUACAAUGAUUGGUUUGCUUAGGAGUGAUGUAGGGAUUCAUGGAGCUGCAGAACCCUCUCAACUUCUCGGGAUUGUUCCUUACGGCUAUCUAAUGCGUUGUUGUCUGUCCGUUUCGGCUUAG